CUGAAUGUCAGUCUGAAGCAACGACCUCCAUUCAACCUUUCGGCUGCCAAUUCGCCACUUUGCAGAGCUCACAGUGAAAACUAAAGUUGAAACUGCAGUCUCUCUCAACACCACACCAAAUUAAAACAAAUCUACAACAAAAUGACCACCUACUUCAACUACCCAUCCAAGGAAUUGCAAGAGGAGCUUAGCCGCAUUGCGCGCGCUAUUGUCGCUCCCGGCAAGGGUAUUCUCGCUGCUGAUGAGUCCGUUUCCACCAUGGGCAAGCGUCUGCAAGACAUUGGUGUUGAAAAUACCGAUGAACACCGUCGCUUAUACCGUCAGCUGUUGUUCUCCACCGACCCCAAAGUCGCUGAGAACAUUUCUGGUGUGAUUUUGUUCCACGAAACCUUGUACCAGAAGGCUGAUGAUGGCACCCCAUUCGUUGAGCUGUUGAAGAAGCGCGGCAUCAUCCCCGGCAUUAAGGUCGAUAAGGGUGUUGUGCCAUUGUUCGGCUCCGAAGACGAGUGCACCACUCAGGGUUUGGAUGAUUUGGCUGCCCGUUGCGCCCAAUACAAGAAGGACGGUUGCGACUUCGCCAAGUGGCGUUGCGUCUUGAAGAUCGGCAAGAACACCCCAUCCUACCAAUCCAUCUUGGAGAACGCCAACGUUUUGGCUCGUUAUGCCUCCAUCUGCCAAUCGCAGCGCAUUGUACCAAUUGUUGAACCUGAAGUAUUGCCCGAUGGUGAUCACGAUUUGGAUCGCGCACAAAAGGUUACCGAAACUGUAUUGGCUGCCGUAUACAAGGCAUUGAAUGACCAUCAUGUCUACUUGGAGGGUACUUUGUUGAAGCCCAACAUGGUGACAGCCGGUCAAUCGUGCGCCAAGAAAUACACACCCGAUCAAGUUGCGCUCGCCACCGUCGAAGCUCUGCGCAGAACUGUACCAGCUGCUGUUCCCGGCAUCACCUUCUUGUCUGGUGGUCAAUCUGAGGAAGAGGCUUCCGUGCACUUGAACGCCAUCAACAACGUGCCAUUGUUGAAACCAUGGGCUCUGACCUUCUCGUACGGUCGUGCCUUGCAGGCUUCCGUUUUGCGCGCAUGGGCCGGCAAGAAGGACAAUGUUACCGCUGGUCAAAAUGAGCUCUUGAAACGCGCGAAGGCUAACGGACUCGCCUGCCAAGGCAUCUACGAGGCUGGCUCGAUACCCUCCUUUGCGGCCAACGCCAGCUUAUUCGCUAACGGUGAAUCCGCUGUAGGCAAAUACGUUGCCGGCAGUGUGGUCGGCGCUGGUGCUGAUGCCGCACUCUUCAUUGCCAACCAUGCUUACUAAACAAAAAACAACAACAACAAUAAGUUAAAGCAUGAGUAGUGGGAGCGCUGAGCUUGCCGUAAGCGAGGGAGGAUUUGCUAAGUAGCACUAGAACUAGAGAGGAAAUACAGGCUUACGUUAAAUAGUGUCGAGAAGGAUUAUUGUUUGCAAUUUAUUUAUUAAGCAGAAAGUGACGCAGAUACAAAACAUAAGAGAAAUAUUAAAAAAAAAAACAACAAAUAUCCUACUAUAAAUUAGUAGAAAAAAACCAAAGCCGGAGGAACAACAACAACAAUUAAGAGUGUAAUACCAAAAAUGAAAGCAUAGACAACAAAUUUACACCAUGCGGCCUCUUCCUCCCCACCUGAUUGUUAUAAAUUUUUUAAACGAUAAGUGAAAAUGAACAAAAACUGCAGAAAAAACUAAAAUCCAAACGCAACAAUGCAUGCAACAAUAACAAUAACAACAAAUCUGCGCAAAUAAUUUGUUAAGUUUGUUUUACUGCUUUCGGAGAGGCUGGCCUGGCGAGGCGAUUUAGCGGCACACACUCUGCUAACCACGGCGGCGGAUGCGCACACAACCUAAGCGACAAAAGAACAACAACAACAUUGAGAAAAUACUAUUUGCGGUUACACUAAACAAAUUUAUUAUCAUUAUAUAUAUGUUUAAGUAAAAAAAA
This is a messenger RNA of Bactrocera tryoni, 1969 nucleotides long. RefSeq names its product fructose-bisphosphate aldolase (gene Ald1). Gene Ontology annotation, biological process: fructose 1,6-bisphosphate metabolic process; glycolytic process. NCBI's taxonomy places the organism in Eukaryota, Metazoa, Arthropoda, Insecta, Diptera, Tephritidae. The transcript has 6 exons. Gene Ontology annotation, molecular function: fructose-bisphosphate aldolase activity. The record is from RefSeq and is a predicted model, not a curated record. The coding region runs from base 142 to 1311 and encodes 389 amino acids. Gene Ontology annotation, cellular component: cytosol.